This is a messenger RNA of Trematomus bernacchii (emerald rockcod), 2676 nucleotides long. RefSeq names its product transmembrane protein 88 (gene tmem88bl). Gene Ontology annotation, cellular component: plasma membrane. Lineage: Eukaryota; Metazoa; Chordata; Actinopteri; Perciformes; Nototheniidae. Bases 160 to 678 code for a protein of 172 amino acids. Gene Ontology annotation, molecular function: PDZ domain binding. The transcript has 3 exons. The record is from RefSeq and is a predicted model, not a curated record.
AGCAGCACGCGGGGUUCAACUCACAGGUGCUUCUGUCCGCUGCUUGUUUUUCAAAAAAAAAAAAUUCCUUCAUUUCGUAUACAAUUAAGAGCUCCGAGUGGAUCAGCGGGAAAGGAACUAUACCACAAAGACACCGGUUGGAUUAACGGGAUUUGGAGGAUGUGUGGUGUGGAUGUGGACCUGGAGGAUGGUUCAGUCGAGGAAGAGAAAGAAGAUGAGUUCUGGAUCGGGGAGGGAGUGAAGAUGCUGCCCCCUCCUGUGGCCCACAGCGGGGGCAGUGCAUGGGGCAGCCGCAGGGGCAGGGUGGGAUGCCUGGCCUGUGGGGCGGCCCUCGUCCUCUGGGACAUCUUUGUGGUUUCAGCCAGCGCUUUGCUCCUGGCUGUUGUCUUCUCUGUGGUGCUGCUUCCUGCAAUGCUGCUGCUGUACGCCGGGUUCCUCUGCCACUCCAGGGUCCUUGACGCCCCCACUGCGAUAUGCCGCUACCUUGAUGACAACAGCUGCUCCGCCCUCAUCAUCUUGGGUUUUGUGAUGAUGUCACCGCUCGUGGUCGUGGCGGCGGCCAUUUUCUGCGGGCUGGUCCGAAGGUUUCGAAUCCUGCUUCUCAUUCAGCCGAUCUCACGUGCCUGGUACCGAGGGCGACUGUUGGACUGGGCCGGCAGCCUCCACGCCUGGGUCUGAUCGAGGCGAGGCUCCGGAGGGUCGGAGGGUCGGAUAUGCUAACAGCCCGGGGAGAGCGGAAAGUUGGAUUAGAGUGAAAUCAACCAGAGAGAUACAGGGGGUAGACAAAAUAACAGAAACACCUCCAAAUGUAUUCAAUAUUGUGAAAUACAGGGAGAUGUAAACACAACUGGAUGCUAGUUUCACGCUUUGGUAAAAAAAACAGUUAUUCACGUUCUUGUAGAGAGGUACUUACAUUUCUUUUUGAGGGUGGUUAAUGGGGGGAAUGGUUUUAGACAGCAAUGGAUUUUUGGGGGGGUUUCAUUACCAGGAUUGGCUACUAGGACAAAUGGGCUGUGGACAGAGCCAUGCUAGCUGUUUUCCCCUGUUUCCAGUCUUUAUGCUAAGCUAGCUAACCUGCCCCUUACUUUAUCAUUUUACUUAACUGACAGGUGUGAGAGUUGUGUUGUCCUCAAGCUUUGUACUGUUGUUGUACUGAGUUGCAUAUUGAAAGGUGUCUUUGUUAUUUUGUCUACCCACUCUAUGUUUAUUUUGUGAAAAUAUGGUCGUGCUUAAGUUUAUUGUAGCAAUUUCAGCCUUUGCGGAGUGAUGUCUGUACUUAAACUUCACAAAACAAAACAUAUUCACAAGUAAUUUGAUACAAGAGGAACAAAAUGCAUCUUAGGACAGUUAAAAAUCACUUUUGUAAAAUGAAGGGGACAGGAAGGAUUCUCAUAAAUAUUGCAAUAUCACAAUGGCUUUGACCCAAAAAGGACUCAGAGGAAUUGUCAUAUAUCUGUUGACAAGGUAGCAGAAACAAAAACCGCUUUAUCAUUGUGGUAUUUGAUUAAACAUUAUUUAUUAAAAACAUAUUUUUGUGACUUUGUGUCGCUCUGUUUCAUGUUGGACUUUCUCAGAAAUGUAUUUCUGUGAAGUUAUGUGUGGUUGUACAUUAGAAGUCUAGCAGAAAGUCAAAACAUAAUUGCGCAAAUUAUAUUUGAGGUGUUUUGAGAUUAACUUGGUUUGGUUAGUUGGUUUUCAUUUCCGAGGACCUUCAAACACCCUGAACAUAGGGUAAAUAAAGACGUGAUUUGAAUAUUGUCUGUUAGGCAAAUAAAUAGCCAUUUAUGUUUGUUUAUCUGAUACAGCAGCAUCACUAGCAGUCAUGUCUUGGUGGGAGGGAGGGCCUAUAUAUGAAACAUAUUUCAUUUAAGUGUCUCUCUUAGAUCACAUUGUGCCAUAACAAAACAGACUCUCCAUUAUAAAAACAACAAACAUCGACAGUACGACAAAGAAAAAUGGCUGUUCAGUAGAGUCCAGGUGUUAAGGGAAAGAUUUGAAUCAUCAGAUAAGGAGCUCAUCCUGCUGCCUCUUUGCUUUGCUCUUUGUCCGCGUGUCCAUGCUCUGUAUUCGGAUUUGAAGUUUAGUUUUUUAGAAGAAGCUUUGAAUUGUUUUCAUGAUGAACAGUUGUUACUUGUUCUGUGCCACUGUUAUAACACUGACAUUUAUUUGUUUCCUAUUAAAAUAUAUUGAGUUGCAUGCUUUCGUUAAUCCUGUGUUGAUCCUCCAUUUAGUGGACAUUGUUUAUUUACAUUAAUUAAGCCCUUUUAACUUCAGGUAUUUGAAGUUGAUUGAAAAUAAACUUUUUUAUUUUUGCAAAGUUCGAUACUGGUUAAUCACCCCUAAAGAUAAUGUUUUUGGAAAAAUGACAGGGUUUAUUUUUUGUUUACUUUUUAAUUUCAGUGUAAACAGAAACACAUUGUCCUUUUCAGACCUUGCACCAAAAAAGGAUGGUGUUUAUUUUUACAUUGUGUCUUUUGUCUCCUGUUGUAAAGGUUUGUGGAUUUGAGUCCAGUGUGAUGACCCGACAUUCACCCUCUCCAAAAUACAUCCACAUAACACAUAAAAACACAACACAGGGCCACUAUGACCUCAAUAAAUAAAAAUAAAGCAUUGUGACAAAGUCUAUGACACAACAUAAAUGCUUCAACAAUUUACUUUUUGUCCCAUUUGUGCAAA